CAUUCUCUCAUCAACUCUCAACCGUAUCUUGGUCGCAUACAUCCGGCGACCGCACCACUUACACAACCAUCAGCUCUCUACAGCUAUUUGUCCCCUUUCUCUUACACGCGCGUGUAAGCUCCCAUUUCCAACCUUCACCCGCGCAAACUCCACAAAGACAACCGUCACCAUGCCCGUUGAGCUUCGCAAGCGCAAGGCCCCGCCUCCGCCUCCCGCGCCGGUGAAGAAGCGGGCCACCAAAGCCACCAAGGCCGCCGCCAAGGCCAAGGAACAAGUCGAGGACGUCGCCUCCAAGGCUGCCGAAACCGCUUCCAAGGCCGCUGAGGUCGCCACCGAGACCGCUACCGCCGCUGCCCAGACGGCUGCCGAAGCCGUUGCCAACGGCGCGGCGAAGGUGGCUACGGCUCUGGCCGGCAACCCCAAGGUCGGCGAUCUCAUCGACCUGGACAACUUUGGCGGUGAGGUUGAGACCAAUGACGGCACCAAGACCAGCUUGAAGAAGCUCGUUGAGGAGAGCAAGGCUGGUGUGGUGUUGUUUACUUAUCCCAAGGCUUCUACUCCUGGCUGCACGCGGCAAGUCUGUCUCUUCCGCGACUCGUACACCGCCCUCUCCUCCGCCACCGGCCUCUCCAUUUACGGUCUAUCCUCUGACUCUCCAAAGGCCAACACCACCUUCAAGGAGAAGCAGAAGCUCCCUUACCCCUUGCUGUGCGACCCCUCGUACGCCUUGAUUGGCGCCAUCGGCCUCAAGAAGGCUCCCAAGGGCACCACCCGCGGCGUCUUUGUCGUGGACAAGCAAGGCAAAGUCCUAGCUGCUGAGGCCGGUGGCCCCGAGGCGACGGUCAAGGUGGUGGAGAGGGUAGUGAGUGAGAUGGGGGAGGAGGGCAAGACUGAGAAGGAGGAGGAGGAGGAGGAGGCGGAGGAGGGUGAGAAGAAGGAAGGCGAGGAGGAAGAGAAGGCCGAAAAGGACGAGCCUAAGGAGGAAGGUGAGGAAAAGAAGGAGGAUAAGGCUGAGGCCAAGGAAAGUGAGGAGAAGGCUGAGGCGAAGGAAAGUGAGGAGAAGAAGGAUGAACAGGACGAGACCGAAGCCGCAGAGAAAAAGGAUGAAAAGAAGGAUGAAAAGGAUGAGACCGAGGCCGCAGAGAAAAAGGAUGAAAAGAAGGAUGAGAAGGACAAGACCAAGGCCGAAGAGAAGAAGGAGGAGCAGGACAAGGACUCCGAGACCAAGGACGACGACGAGAAGAAGGCGGAAAAGAAGGAUGCCGCCACCGACGAGGAGAAGAAGGAGGAUACAACAAACGGCGAGAAGAAGGACGAGAAGAAGACCGAGGAGAAGAAGUCUGAUGACGACAAGGCCGAGGAUAAGAAGGAGGACAAGGAGGCUGAGGAGGAAAAGAAGGACGAGAAGAAGGACGAAAAGAUAGAAGAGAAGAAGGAGAAGGAGAAGGAAAAGGAUGAUACCGAGAUGAAGGACGCAUAAAAUAUCCCUCUUUCCUUGAUAUCUUGUUUCAGUACUCAUUCAUUUUGGUUUAGCUUGGUUGUGUUUUUUUGGUCCUGUCUCUAACAUUUCCUUGUCUCAAAAUGUAUAAUCCUU
This is a messenger RNA of Neurospora tetrasperma FGSC 2508, 1594 nucleotides long. RefSeq lists its product as uncharacterized. Gene Ontology annotation, cellular component: cytoplasm. NCBI's taxonomy places the organism in Eukaryota, Fungi, Ascomycota, Sordariomycetes, Sordariales, Sordariaceae. Gene Ontology annotation, molecular function: thioredoxin peroxidase activity. The transcript has 2 exons. The coding region runs from base 170 to 1480 and encodes 436 amino acids. The record is from RefSeq and is a predicted model, not a curated record. Gene Ontology annotation, biological process: cellular response to oxidative stress; cell redox homeostasis.